AUGAGACAUGGAAAACAUUCAAAAAUUUACUUAGAAAGUGUCAUCAUCAUGCUAUACCCAAGUGACAGCUCAAUAGAAGUUUUUAUGAUGGAUUAUUAGAACAACAUAGAAAUAUGGUUGAUUCUAUAUGUGGAGGAGCUUUUAUGGAGAAAACUCCUGAUGAGAUUUAUAGUCUUUAUGAGAAUUUAAGUGAAAAUUCUAGAGAUCAAGCCUCUUUUGAAUUAUAUGACAGGGAUAAGAAGAGAGGAAUUUAUGAAUUGCAUCAUGAUGAUGAUUCUAAACUUAGAAAUGAGGUUAAUCAGAUUAAUCAAAGAUUAGAAAAAAUUGAUUUACUUAUUGACAAUAUUAGAAAGCCUUUUAACCCUCAACUUAAUUUGAAUAGUACAUGUCCUAUGUAUGGUGAAAAUGAUUAUUCUGAAUUUCAAUGUUAUAACUUAGAUCAAUCAUUUCACCUUAUGCAAGAACAAGUGCAAGUAGCAUACGGUUUUAAUAGAAAUAGGGAACCUUUUUCAAAUUCUUAUAAUCCUAAUUGGAGGAAUAAUUUUUCAUGAAGAGACCCAAAUAAUAUUCAAAAUCCAGAAGCACUUAGACCCAAUUCAAACUCUAAAUUUCGUCCAAAACAAGAAAACAGAUUUCAGAAAAAUCAGCCCUCUCAAACCUAACUUGAUACUAUGGAAAUGAUGUAGCAAAUGAGCCAAAUGAUGCAACAAACUAUGAAUCAAAUGAUGCAACAAACUAUGAAUCAAAUGAUGCAGCACCAGAAACAAAUUAUAGAGGCCCUUGGGAAUAAGAGAGAAGAGGGACAGCUACCUAGUCAGCCUAUAGAAAAUCCAAGGAACCGCCCAACAAUAGGAUUUCAGCAAGGGGAGUCUAGUAGCAUGAAUCUAGGAAAAAACCCACGAAAUGAAAAUGUUAGGACAGCGAAUGCAUUAAGUAGUGGUAAGAUUUUACCUGAUCCUUAUCCCCAAACAUUAGAAGAAAAAGAAAACGUGGACAACCCAAAACAAAAUCAAAUAGGAGUAGAAGAGAAUUUUAUAGAUUCUACCAAGGAAAUUUCAAAAGAGAGGACAACCAUUCCAUUUUCUAAAGCUCUAGAGCCUAGACAAAGAAAGAAAAAGGAACACAAUGAAGAAAUAAAGAAAAUUUUACAAGAUGUGCAAAUUAGUCUUCCUUUACUCACUGCCAUUGAACAUAUUCCUGAAUAUGCUAGAGUUUUGAAAGAAAUGUGUACACCAAAAAGGGCACCUAGAGUAGAAAAAUUAUCUAUGCAUGCUAGUGCAUUAUUAUUAAAUCAAUUACCAUAUAAAUUGAGAGAUACAGGUGCCCCUUUAAUUUCAUGUGAUAUUGGUGGAUCCAUUUUUCAGAAUGCAUUACUUGACAUUGGUGCUAGUAUUAAUUUAUUACCUGCAAGUAUUUGUGAUAAAUUUAAUAUUUCUAAUCUUAAACCUUCUACUGUUACCUUACAAUUUGCUGAUAGAUCCAUAAAAUAUCCUAAAGGUAUUUUAGAAAAUGUGAUAGUGACAGUUAAAGGGUGUAAAUUUCUAGCUGAUUUUGUAGUGCUGGAAAUGGAUUUUAAUGGACAGUUUUAUGAUACGCCAAUCAUCCUAGGGAGACUAUUUUUGCAUACAGCAAAGAUGAAUAUUGAUUUUCCCACAGGUAUUGCAAAAAUUUCAUGUGGAGAUCAAUCAAUAGAAAUUAAAAUUUUUGAGGUAUCAAAUGAUCUUAAGAAAUCUCAAGUAUAUGAUUGUCAUACCAUAGAUCUUCUAGAUGAUUUUGAUGAUCCAGAUGUUAUUGAUGACUGUCUGCUGGAAGAAUUAGAGGAAAUAGAGAAUAUAAAUUUAGAAGAAAAGAAAAAGGAAGAUCAUCUGAAUUUAGAGUUGAAACCUCUUCCCUCUAGUUUAAAAUAUAUGUUCUUGGAGGAAAAUAAUUUAUUUCUUGUUAUUAUUGCAGCUGAUUUGAGUGAUGAACAGGAAGAAGAAUUAAUAGAUGUACUUCGAAAAACUAAGAAGGCUAUGGGCUGAAAAAUGGAUGAUCUAAGGGGCAUUGAUAUGAGUGUAUGCAUGCAUAGUAUAUAUCUAGAGGAGGGGGCUAGAACUAGUAGGGAACCACAACGAAGAUUAAAUCCUAACAUGAUGGAAAUUGUAAAAAAAUAAAUUUUAAAGUGGCUGGCUGCUGAUAUUAUUUAUCCUAUUUCAGAUAGCAAAUGGGUUAGUCCUACACAAGUGGUGCCAAAAAAAUCAGGGAUCACGGUUAUAA
Messenger RNA from Spirodela intermedia, 2256 nucleotides. The record is from the annotation of a GenBank genome assembly. Lineage: Eukaryota; Viridiplantae; Streptophyta; Magnoliopsida; Alismatales; Araceae.